This is a messenger RNA of Anoplophora glabripennis (Asian longhorned beetle), 2170 nucleotides long. Its product is annotated as TIP41-like protein. Gene Ontology annotation, biological process: TOR signaling. The record is from RefSeq and is a predicted model, not a curated record. The transcript has 4 exons. NCBI's taxonomy places the organism in Eukaryota, Metazoa, Arthropoda, Insecta, Coleoptera, Cerambycidae. Bases 157 to 999 code for a protein of 280 amino acids. Gene Ontology annotation, cellular component: cytosol.
UUGAAAUAUAUACAUAACACGUUAAUUUUAAUGGUUAUGGGUGUCUUAGAUAAUUUAGUUUAAAGAAGUAACAUUUAUUUAACAUAAUGUUUAAAUCGGUGUGUAAUUUUGGGUUAUUAUUUUAAAUGUAUAUUUUUUAAUUAAUUCAUAUUCAAAAUGUGUACUGUGAAUAAUAUUAAAGGUGAAAUUGAUAUACAGAGAUUACCUGUAAACUUUGAAGAGUAUAAAAUUAAUGACUGGACAAUUAAAUACACAAAAUCUCAUAUUCUCCAUUCCUUGUGUGUAACUACUGAAAAAUGUAAUGAGAAGUUGGAGGAACAGUGUUUACUAUGUCUAUACACAAAUACCUUACAAUUGCCACAUCUCCCAGAAAUGGUUUUUCCAAACAAUAAGUUGACUAUAGUUCAUCCAAAUGGUAGCUUCAUAGAGUUUAAUACAUUGGAUGCAUUAAAGAGAGUUUCAAAUGGAAAGCAGCCUUUGAAGGUUGCUUAUGCAGAAACUUGGAAAGAGUCCAGGUUACCAGAAAAUUUAGAAGAGAAAAUAAAACCAUUCGACUGGACAUUUAGUACUGAUUAUAGGGGAACAUUAUCUAAAUCUGCAGUUGUUAUGGCAACCGAUGAAAGGAUAGAUAUAGAAAAAUUGAAGCAAAAAGAAAAAAUUUUGUUUUACCAAGAGUUAAUGCUUUAUGAGGAUGAGUUACACGAUAAUGGUAUAUCUUCUUGUACAAUUAAAAUUCGGGUCAUGCCAAGUUCAUUCUUUGUUCUGCUGAGAUUCUUUUUAAGGGUCGAUAAUGUUAUGGUUCGAAUAAAUGAUACCAGAGUUUUUCAUGAUUUUAAUACUGAUUAUAUUUUGAGAGAAUAUACGAAUAAGGAGUGUGGUGUUACCGAAUUAAAACUGCCUUUAACUAUGUUUGGAGAUCCUAAUUUACUUUCUCCUUAUAUGCCAGUAAGGACAACCAUUUACGAAAAAAUUUUAUUUAAUGAUGCAAAUGCUGAGUAAAACAUUAAAUACAAAUGUAAAUAUAUAUAUAGUGCGUAUGGCCGAGGAGUGCUCUAAAAAUAUAAAAUCCCUGAUUCAUCUACACCCAAAACGUUCGGGAUGGUUAAAUAUGUUUUUUAAAUCUCUCAUCUCCUCCGACAAUUUUCCUCUAUUUACCUCAUCACAUUUUCAAGUGGUAACUAGAUUUUUUAUUGAAAUUUUGCAUAUGAGGUAGAUAUAAGAAUUUAAAGAUAAAUUGAAAAUUAUGGGAAUAGUAAGUUUCAUAAGUAAGAAAUGUAACCACAAACAACAAUUCAAAAUGUUUGGCAAUACAAGAAUACAACAAAAUGUAAUAAAGAAAAUGAAGGGCAAUGGAAAAACGUAAGUAAAAAAUGUUAUUGUACAUACUUUUCUCUCUCCAGUUCCUUAAUUUGUUUUGAUGUUAGUUGAGUACAUAUCACAAUAUUUUGUUUAAAAUCAAAUGUUUCAUGACUAUUCCAAUUUUGAUUUAUCAAAUUUUAAACUUGAUAAAAAAUGGAAGCAACACUAUGUUGUUUGCUGUAUACGGAAUUAAGAUAAUUAAAUGAAUAAGGGAUUUAUAUUUAAAGCAUUGUACAACCAGCAUUUACACUGUACAUAUAUAUAGUGUCCAAAUCUAAUUGAAAAUUUGUUGAAAUUAUAAGAAGACAUUAUAAGUCCAUUAAAUUAGGAACGUUGUAGCGAUUUGCAUGACCAACUCAGAUGUGAUUUAAAAAAUUAUAUUAUCAAUUGUUUUUAAAUAAAUUAAUUUUUUUAUCUAUACCAUUCUUAUUCGAGAUACAAUGAAAAGAUUAAAGCACUUUUUCAUUGAACUUUCUAAAUGUACAGUAUUGCAACAUCCGAUUUUGAUUUUGAUUUUUGGGUACCAAGUAUUAGUAACUUUGAAAUUUCAAUUCACAAAGAGCUUGAUAUUUUUAUCACUUAAUCUGAAAGAACAUUGCUUUCUGCUGCAUAUUAUCGUUCUGUCUCGAAAGUGAUUGGAAGUAUUGGAAGGUAUAUAAGUAUAUUAAAUUGGAAUUCACAAUUUAGUUGGCCAUGCAAAUUGUAACACUUUCUUAAUUUAAUUGAUUUUCUAUAUCAUCUUACAUCUGACAACACUAUAUUCCCAUCUAGUUUUGGACACAUUGUAUAGUAUUAUUUUAAUAAAAAUAAA